GAACAAAAUUAAAACGACAUGUCGUUUAGGCAAUCAAACAGUCUCCUAAACAUUCUCUACCUCUACUGUCUCUUGGACUUUCCCAAAACCCUAAUCACACUCGACCGCUUGCUAGCUAGGGUUUAAGAGAACCCUCCCCCGAACAAAGCCCCAUUCUGAUUCUGCACAGCUACGAGAUUUUACCCCUUUUUCUGUUUCUUCAUUCUCCAAAACCCUAAGUUUCUUUAUCUCCGGAGAUGGUAGGAUUUUUCCCUGAACCUUCCAUUGAAGAAGAUCCCAAUCUAGUUUCAAAACUCAAAAUUUUCAAAGAUCCUAUUGACCUUCUUGACCCUAAACUCAACGAUUUAUCCGCUGCGGAUUCUUUUCUUGAUUUUGAUUCUAUAAAGGAGUGGUUUGGAGAUAACCCAAAUUUAGAUAGGGUUGGUUUAGAAGAGAGUGAAUUUGGGGAUAUUGGGAAGCAUAUGGAGAUUGGUAAAGAAGAUAACUUUGAGAAAACCCAUUUUGGUGACCCUACCGUUAAUGGGUCUGAGCCAGAUUUUGAUGUAUUCAAGCCAAUUGUUUGUGGAUCUGAGCUGGUUGGAGGCGAGUCAGGCUGUACAGUGAAGGUGGAAGAAGAGGAGUCAAAACCAGAAGGGAAGUUGAGUUCAUCUAUUGAGGAAGAGAUGGGGAAGGUUAGUUUGGUUGGUGGACUAGACAGUGGGCGUAGUAGUUCAGAGGCGUCUGAGACUGAAAGUUCAUCUUCGUCAUCAUCUUCUUGUGGUAGAAGCGAUGAUGAUGACGAUGAUGAUGAUGAUGAGAAGGAGAUUAAAGUAAAAGUGAAGGCGGAAAUCAAAAGAGAGGUGGAUGCUGCAGGUGAGCUUGAAGAAGGUGAGAUAGGAGGUAUUGACGGAGAGAUGGCCGUUGGUGGAACUGAUAAUCUUGAUGAUGAUGAAGAAGAAAAAGAAGAGGGGGAGGAGGAAACAGAGGAAAUCCUCAAUGGCUUUGAUAUUGAAUUUGAUGAGGUAGAUGACGAGGAUGAUGGUGCUGGUGCUAUGAAAGGCCCUAUCAGAUCAAAAAAUGAACUUGAGGUACUCCCUCUGGUUCCACCACUGAAUGUUACAUUGCAACCCCAUCAACAGAUGCUGCCUGUUGGAGUUGUUUUAUCGACGAUUGGUACCAAAGUUGUUGUUGAAGGAAGAGACCAGCACAGCCCUCUUAAUGAAGGUUCUAUUCUCUGGAUAACCAUAGGCAGAUCACCACUGGGAUUGGUGGAUGAAAUCUUUGGACCUGUAAAAAACCCCUACUAUGUAGUACGAUAUAAUUCGGAGAGUGAAAUACCUGCAGGGAUCAAUGAAGGUACUUCGAUCUCUUUUGUCCCUGAAUUUGCUAAUCAUGUUCUCAAUGACAAGAACCUUCACAAGAAAGGGUAUGAUGCAUCUGGUGAAAAUGAUGAGGAGUUGUCAGAUGAUGCUGAGUUUUCAGAUGAUGAAAAGGAGGCUGAGUACAAGAGGAUGCAAAAAUGGACAAAGAGAGGCAUGAAUGACCAAGGAGUGGAAAACCGAAAAGGCAAUAAAAAGAAAGUUAAAAGUAGGAAUGGGGCUUGGAAAAAUGAUAGGAGCUCAGCUCAGCAAACAUCAACAGCAGUGGGUCAUCUUCCGCCUAAUCAGAAUCAACAUAAUUUCUCUACGGUUUCAGCACCUUUGGAUAAUAAUUGUUCAUCAUCUGUACUAGAACAAAAUUUUGUUGGUGGAUCUGGCUUUGUUCCACCAUUUUCAAUCAUGCCACAGUCUUCUGGUUUUAUUACACCUUCAAAUGGAGUUUGGACUAAUGGGGUGCCCCGCCAGCAGCCACAAAAUGCUAUUUUUCCCAACAUGUUUUCUGUAGAAGGUAUGCCAUUGCUCUCACAGAAUUAUCAACAGCCUAUUCCUUUGCCAACCCCAGCAAUGCGUAUGCCAACCAUGAUGCCAUACCAGCUGCAGCAGUUUGAUCCUUGUUUGAGUACUUUUCCUAGUGUGGUCUUACCUGGUAGUCAGUCAAAUUUAUUUGCUGGACCAGCCUGUGCACCUUGGUUGGGGAUUGCAGGUCAAAAUGGCUGUAGCCAAACCACAUUUGGGGUGGGCAUGCAGGGGCAACAGUUCCUUAGUGCAUUACAAGGUAUCUUGUCAAAUGGAACAACGGCAGAUGGGAAUUGUAAUUUGCAACCUAAAAGUAUUCAAGGUAACUUCGAUACAUCCCAGAAUUUUAACAUAGGUGCAUCAUCAAGUCGUGGGAAAACGUCAUAUCGUAGAGGUCGCGGUUCUGGUCGUUUUACUGGUGGAAGAGGUCAUCAACAAUCCUAAAGAGUUGUCGUUAGUGGAGAUUGAGUGGAGACGUGGGCGUGUCAUAGUUGAUUUAUGUAAACUAUGCUUUUGGCGCGUAAUUUAUUGUUGAAUAUUUUUUUUCAAUUGAGGCAAUAUAUGAUAUAUAGGGUGAUGGGCAUUGCAUUUUU
Molecule: messenger RNA, 2467 nt
Organism: Durio zibethinus
Lineage: Eukaryota; Viridiplantae; Streptophyta; Magnoliopsida; Malvales; Malvaceae
Biological process (GO): ribosome biogenesis; pseudouridine synthesis; box H/ACA snoRNP assembly
Cellular component (GO): sno(s)RNA-containing ribonucleoprotein complex
Molecular function (GO): RNA binding
Source: RefSeq, a predicted model, not a curated record